Messenger RNA from Protobothrops mucrosquamatus (brown spotted pit viper), 2809 nucleotides. It is a transcript of the gene ZFAND2B, whose product is annotated as zinc finger AN1-type containing 2B. Gene Ontology annotation, cellular component: endoplasmic reticulum; cytoplasm. Gene Ontology annotation, biological process: protein targeting to ER; proteasome-mediated ubiquitin-dependent protein catabolic process. The record is from RefSeq and is a predicted model, not a curated record. Lineage: Eukaryota; Metazoa; Chordata; Lepidosauria; Squamata; Viperidae. Bases 76 to 891 code for a protein of 271 amino acids. Gene Ontology annotation, molecular function: zinc ion binding. The transcript has 10 exons.
UACGGUAUCCCAAAUUUCACCGGGUACCGUCCUUCCUCCCCCGCCACUCCCGGGAUCGACCCCGUUGACAGCUUCAUGGAGUUCCCAGAUUUAGGAGCCCACUGCACGGAGCCCUCCUGCAAGCGCCUGGACUUCCUCCCCUUGAAAUGUGAUGCAUGUGAACAGCUAUUCUGCACUGACCAUAUUGCCUAUGCCCAUCAUAGCUGCACUUCAGCAUACAAGAAGGAUGUACAGGUUCCUGUUUGUCCACUAUGCAGCACACCUAUCCCUGUGAAGCGAGGAGAAAUGCCUGAUAUUGUGGUGGGAGCCCACAUUGAUCAAGACUGCAAAUCAGACCCAGCGCAGCGUAAGAGAAAGAUCUUCACCAACAAGUGUCAGCGUCCUGGCUGCAAACAACGGGAAAUGAUGAAGGUGCUCUGUGACCAAUGUCAUGGCAACUUCUGCCUCAAACACCGGCACCCCCUAGACCAUGACUGCAGUGGGGCUGGCCGUUCACUCUCCAAAGCAGGGAAUGCUGCUGUAGCCAGGGCUCAAAAAUCUGCCAAAGAACCUGUAAGCACUACAUCUAGCAGCGCAGCCAUGAGAUCUCAUGUCAGCCAACCAACCUCCAGCAGAUCAAGUGAAACGGUAAGAGCAUCUCAGCCACAAAGCCCGACUGUUCCUGUUGCUGCUCUGCAGAACGGUUUGAGUGAAGAGGAAGCGUUACAGCGAGCCUUGGAGAUGUCUCUGGCGGAAACGGCAGCCAUCCAACCAGAGCGCAGCAGCGCCCAAGAGGAGGAGGAUCUGGCAUUGGCUCGAGCGCUUUCGGCUAGUGAGGAAGAAUAUCAGCAGCAGCAGCAGCUACGGCAACAAGCUCGAAGCACAAAACCAUCCAACUGCUGCCUAUCCUGAGCAUCACCAGAAUCACUCAACCUGGAAACCAUCUGUGGCCAAUCUGGGGGCUUCCUUUAUGCCUCCUGGUUUACUACUGGGGCACUCUCAGAAGUACUAGCAACGAACCAAAGACUGAAUCCCUUCCAGGAUCUUGCAGAGUCUCUUUGCCACCCGACUGCUGUCACUGUCACUAGGACUGUGCCUUCUGAGACAGCUGGUGGCAUUUCUUCCAUUGGACAAGGCAGCAGUAAUUAUGGGAUUAUGCUCCCCGAUUCCCAUCAUUUUGUAAUCAGCUUCCAACAAUGGCUGCAAUAGGAAUGUUUCAAGGCAGAAGGACUUACUGCCUUCCUUCAGUCUGUUUGGGGCCUCUAGCAGAUUUGGACAGUAGGUGGUGCUAAGCGCUUUCAUAGGAGGCACUUUUGCUAUCUCCCCCUGCUCUGCGGCUUCUUGCAAAAUAAGGGGAAGAUAUCUCCCCAUAGCUACUCUUUCGAAGUUUCUAUAUCAAAUAAAUGUCUUAGCUCCUAGUUGGGAUUCCUAAGAUUACAACUAAAUCUGACAACUAAAUCUUCUGAUUCUGAGUGUCUUGAAUGUUACUGCCAACCCCCUCACCAGAACCUUUGACACUCGGCACCCUCUGAGAAAAACAGCCAAAGAUCAUCCUUGGGAAAAAUGAGUAAAUCGACUUCCAACUUCCAGUAUAUAACCAGUUGCUUUAGAUUGCAUGAAACAGAGCUGCCUGGCCUGAGGUGACUCCCAUGUUUAGUGAACCUGUGGGUAAUUGUUUUCCAUCUGAUGCAUGUUUGGUUGGGACCACCUUCUGCCAGCUGUCCUUUGGCUCCCUCCCUCUCUCUGCAGGUCCCAGACAUUGUCCAGCAUUCUGUGCCUUUGCUGCGUGGCUUACAGGGUCAAAGCAGGGAAGAUUAUUGGAAACUGGCAGGAACCAAUAAAUUGACAGACAGAAACAGCUCGUCCUUUGCUUUCAUUGGGUUAAAUUCUCUGCCUUUGCAAUGGGAUUUUAGCUUAGUUUUUUUCUUCUUCUGUGUGCUGCUAGUUCUGUUUUGAAUGUCCCUCUGCUCUCUGCAGGAAUUUGGGAUUACAGGAAAUUGAUUAAAUCCAUUGGUAUUAUUUGUUCUAUACCAGUGGAUACAACAAAUGUUCUUUUGGGGCAUAUAUUUUAGGCAUGUCAGGGGAAUAAUUAUUUUGAUUUGUUCUGAAACUGCCUGUACUGGGAAUUGAUGAACUGCAAUAUCUGAUAGGGUAGGCCAAUUCCUUACCACAUAAAAUGGAGGGCAUUUGUUUCAUUUAAGAAACUAUUCUAGCCCAGGUACUGGAGUAGAAAGGUGUUUUUUAAAUACAGCACAUUUUCAGAAUUACUUAAUGCAAGGCUAAUUUAAGUUAUCAAAUUAUCUGAUCUGGCUUCCUGAUUUGAAAUUCAUACAGCUCCUUUAUAAGCAUGAGUACAAAUUAUGCACUAGAAUAAAUACAAUAUUUUAGUUUGCAAGUAAAAGAGGCCUUUGUGCAACUUAAAAACCUAUAAAGACUUUUUGUCAUGGAAUCAGUCCACAUUUUGCAAUUGCAAAAUGGAGCAAGAAUCAAAUUUCUCCAUGUGCGUAUAUAUAUACAUGCACAGAGAGAGAUGUGAAGUUAGAUUUCUUACUGAAAGAAGAAAGCUUCAGCUUUGUGUAUACUGAUUUAGAAAGCUUGUAUUGUGCAACAUGGAGUUUACUUUUCAAUAAAUAUGCAUGGGUAUGGACAAGAUCUUAUUUAUGUUCUAGACAUUGGGCCACUUUAAACAGAGUUUUAAAUUGUACUUUUAAAAAUCCAUUCAAAUGAAUCUUUACUUAAAAUACUUUUAAAUGGCUUGCUUACUUACUUAUAAUGUAGGCUCCAUGUGAAUAUUUCCUGGUCCACUCAAUAAAGUAUUCCUAUUCCUGUU